This is a messenger RNA of Naegleria lovaniensis, 1107 nucleotides long. RefSeq lists its product as uncharacterized. The transcript has a single exon. Gene Ontology annotation, biological process: microtubule-based process. Lineage: Eukaryota; Heterolobosea; Eutetramitea; Acrasida; Naegleriidae. The record is from RefSeq and is a predicted model, not a curated record. The coding region runs from base 1 to 1107 and encodes 368 amino acids. Gene Ontology annotation, cellular component: nucleus; cytoplasm.
AUGUCCUCUGAACCACCUCUCAAUCAAGAAAUGGUUGUUAACCACCACACUACGAACACUCAUGAAAGUAUUAUGCAAGAAGGAGGAUUUACAAUCGUUCAUUCUAAUUCUUCUUCGGGACGAAGGUUGCAGGCACAUCACAACAACAACAACAACAAAUAUUCAUCAAUAACAACGAAUUAUGCAUUUUCAUCUUCUUGGAAAAGAAAGAAAAAAUUAAAUCCAAAUAAUAAUACUUCUCAAUUUUCAUCAGCAAUGAACCAUCAAGAUUUCGUCGAAUUUAAUCCAACAAAAUUUGAAAAGGCUUUGGAACGAGUUCGAGAAUCGCUUUCGGAAACUAUUUGUUCCAUGAUUGAGAAAUAUUUUCAUCCUCACCAGUCAUCACAAAUUUUGCAAGUCAUUUGUUAUGGAAUUGGAGACUUUAUUUCAGAUAAAAUUGCGUUAUCACAAUUCAAAGUAUUAUUGCAGAUUCUUGACCAUUUCAAAAACAAGUACAAUUCUCAAAACGUGAAUCAACACGAUUCAUUAUCUAAUGAAAAUCAUGCUAGGAGUACAUCAUCUAUUACAUUGAAAUGCUACAUAUACGAUCCAGUUUUUGAAAUUAAAAUGUCUACGGGUGACAGAGAACAUUUAUAUCGAUAUAUUAAGGAAAAGUUUGGGAUGGAAUGGAUUGAGAAGAAUGAAGAGUGCAAAAGAAGGAUUGACAUUACAACAUUUGUCUAUAUGCCUCAUUGUGCAUUUUCAAUGUAUUAUAACUUGCUGAUGGAAAAUUGUGACCGACUCAAUCAUUUAAUAUUACUCUCAAAUCAAUUGGCAAUACGAAAGGAAAUUUUAAAAACAAUUUUUUCCAUGGAUGAAAAGAAAGAACUAUCUUUGCGCGAGGACAAUAUAGAUUCAAAUUCAAAAAUUCAAAAAAAGAAAAAGAAAUUGGAUGACACAGAAAAGUAUUUUCUUAACUUUGUUUUUAAUAAUACCAAUAUUUACUUUUUCAACGAGCAAGAAAGGCCACUGACUGAUAUUGAAAUUUUUGAGAUGAGCCGCAGUGAAAUAGAUCGUGCUCUCAACAGAGAGUCAGAUGUUGAACUUAUUCACAAAUCUAAAUACUAA